Molecule: messenger RNA, 2401 nt
Organism: Microtus ochrogaster (prairie vole)
Lineage: Eukaryota; Metazoa; Chordata; Mammalia; Rodentia; Cricetidae
Gene: Gnb3
Product: G protein subunit beta 3
Biological process (GO): signal transduction
Molecular function (GO): protein binding
Source: RefSeq, a predicted model, not a curated record
AGGAGACAGGUGGUGUCUUUGGGCCUCCCAGAGGCGGAGCCAGGAGGGCCUGAGAUUUGUCAGGGAAAUCUCAGCCACCUGCUGCCUCAUGCAAAUAGACCCACGUGCCCCAUCACCACCACCACCACAGCUGCUCCUUGGGCUCCAAGGUUAAGCCCUGUUAACUCUCCCUGAGUAAGGGUGAAAGGGUAGCCUUAUUCCUUAGCUUCUACCUUUACUGUCCAGCAAGACCCCAGGAGUAACGUGGGCAAGCAUGAAGACAGACCCCCAUCCUAGGAGCAGGAUACAGGGUUCCCUUCUCUUUAUAGUCCUUUCUUUGCCCGGAAGGCAGGGGCACAUCGGCCCAGAGUCCCCCUGAAUCUCCUGUCAGCUCCCCCGGCUAGGAUCAGGCCCAGGGGCAGCUGGCUGGGGCUUGUGGAGAAAAGGAUUAUCCGGAUCAGCCCCUUCUAAUCUCAGCUUCUGCCUGGACCCUCUCCCCCACUGUCCGCAUGAGGGGACAUGGUUUGGGGUGUUGACAACAGGGUCACCUAUCACCUUUCCCUCCUGGCUCCUGGCCUGCUUGCUCAACAGGCCUGCACUGCCAAGAUCAUGACCACAAGUUAGGGCUAGGGCCUGGGGGCCACUGGGGGCCACUGGGGGCCACUGGAGCUGUGGCUGCUCUUGUUCUGUUCUCUCCCCAAACCAGUAAUCCUCACAGCUUUUCUCUGAUCCGUGGGCCUGAUGCUCUUAUCUCUGCCGGCACGCUAACCAUGGAGGCACCCCUUUAUUCCCCCCUUCUUGUGGUUGGAUGGAGGGGUGCUCUUCUCUGGCUCACAGACCUCCUCCCCACCCCUCCAGGUUGGCCCGCGUCUCUGGAAGCCACCCGCCUCCCUCCCUGGCCUCUCCCCCACCCCUGCCCGCUCAUUUCAUUUGCCUGACGUGGUUGUCGUUGGCCUUACCCUUCCCUGUCUGUUUCCCCCUCCCAGUCGGGGCCAGGCCAGGCCAGCUCCCCUGGCAGCAGAGGGGGGCAGGUGACAGGCAGGCUUCGCAGCUGAGAGACUCAGGAGGCGCCUGGGAAGCGGAAACCUGGGAGAAGUCCAGCCACAGCCCAAGAGCCAGAACCGCCCCUCGAUCUGUGCACCAUGGGGGAGAUGGAGCAGCUGAGGCAGGAAGCGGAGCAGCUCAAGAAGCAGAUUGCUGAUGCCAGGAAAGCCUGUGCGGACACCACCCUAGCUGAGCUUGUGUCUGGCCUAGAAGUGGCGGGACGAGUCCAGAUGCGGACACGGAGGACAUUAAGGGGACACCUGGCCAAGAUCUAUGCCAUGCACUGGGCCACUGACUCUAAGCUGCUGGUAAGUGCCUCGCAGGAUGGGAAGCUGAUCGUGUGGGACACUUACACCACUAACAAGGUGCAUGCCAUUCCACUGCGUUCCUCCUGGGUCAUGACCUGUGCCUAUGCACCAUCAGGGAACUUUGUGGCCUGUGGGGGUCUAGACAACAUGUGUUCCAUCUACAGCCUCAAAUCCCGUGAGGGCAAUGUUAAGGUCAGCCGGGAACUCUCUGCUCACACAGGUUAUCUCUCCUGUUGCCGUUUCCUGGAUGACAACAACAUUGUGACCAGCUCUGGGGACACCACGUGUGCCUUGUGGGACAUUGAGACGGGGCAGCAGAAGACGGUGUUUGUGGGACACACUGGAGACUGCAUGAGCCUGGCCGUGUCUCCAGACUACAAACUCUUCAUUUCGGGUGCUUGUGAUGCCAGCGCAAAGCUCUGGGAUGUGAGGGAAGGGACCUGCCGCCAGACUUUCACUGGUCAUGAGUCCGACAUCAAUGCUAUCUGUUUCUUUCCCAAUGGAGAGGCCAUCUGCACUGGCUCAGACGACGCUUCCUGCCGUCUGUUUGACCUGAGGGCAGACCAAGAACUGACUGCCUAUUCCCACGAGAGCAUCAUCUGCGGCAUCACAUCGGUAGCCUUCUCGCUCAGUGGUCGCCUGCUCUUUGCUGGAUAUGAUGACUUCAACUGCAAUGUCUGGGACUCUCUGAAGUGCGAGCGUGUAGGCGUACUCUCUGGCCACGACAACAGAGUCAGCUGCCUGGGGGUCACAGCUGAUGGUAUGGCUGUGGCCACUGGUUCCUGGGACAGCUUCCUCAAAAUCUGGAACUAAGGAGGCUAGAAGAAGAGAGGCGGGAAGCCAUGAAGAUUCUCAGCUGCUUCCUCCUAUAUUCAUCUCUUUAGGGUCAGUCUUCUAUAGCCCAGGGGCCAUUCCCAGUAAACUUUCUUUUGAGAGCAGUAGGGAUUAUUAUGGGAGUGUGCCUUUGGAAGCAUCAGGGACACAAGGGCAAAGAACUGCCCCAUUUCCGCCAUGGCCUCCCCUAUCCAGAGCCCUCACAGCUUCUUCCUUAAUAAACAGGAACAGACCCU